AGCACAGCUGACGCUACACUUGAAGUAAAAUCAAGAAAAGCAAAACCAAUAUAACCUGUUCUCACUCUCAACACAAUACUACAUUUUUUUUUUCUCUGCAAACAAACAUAGAAAACCAAACAAAUCCCAAUUGGCUAAGUGACUAAAAAACAGGUCCCUUUAUUCCCAUUUUUGGGUUGGGAAGUUUUCUAUUUGACUCUAUGAGCAAAGAAAGGCCACCAGAGCCUCUGGAUUUCUUCAUUUGGACUGUUGAGGAUGUUGGUUUAUGGUUGGAAGAAAUAAAUCUCGGUGGCUAUCGUCAGAUUUUCAAAGAGAACGGUGUUAAUGGAGAGUACUUGGAGGGUAUGUCUAUGUUCACGACUGAACAGAUACUACGGUUUAUAAGAAGAUGUCACAUGAAAUGGGGAGACUUCAUAACACUGUGCAAGGAGCUCAGGAGGAUAAAAGUGGCUUGCUUGAAAGGGGAACAAAAAGUCCGCCAACCUUGGUGGGCACCAUCAUGUCUCUCUGUAGUAUUUACGAAGGUGGCCAAGCAUAACAGGCAGUCUAGAGUGGUUUCAUUGAAGCUGGAACCUUGACACUGAUAUCCUUCUGUAUGUAUGUUAAUUUGUAUUUUAAGAGGACAGGAGUAGGAAACUGCCUACAUAUAUUUUCCACUUUUUUUUCGUUCUUUUUGUUGGUUCUUCUUUGGAGAACUUCCUCCUCUGUCCAAGCAUUUACUAUACAUAGUUUUGUAGUCUGCUUUUAUCCUAAAUUAGUUGUGAUGAAUAUAUAUUCAUAUGAAGCAAAAGAGAUACAGUUAUGUAAAAAUCUCUACGUGCACUAUUCUUAUUGAAAACUCUGAUUACUUUUGUGCAA
Lycium barbarum (goji berry) is the source of this 858-nucleotide messenger RNA. RefSeq lists its product as uncharacterized. NCBI's taxonomy places the organism in Eukaryota, Viridiplantae, Streptophyta, Magnoliopsida, Solanales, Solanaceae. The transcript has 4 exons. Gene Ontology annotation, molecular function: protein binding. The record is from RefSeq and is a predicted model, not a curated record. The coding region runs from base 201 to 578 and encodes 125 amino acids.